Molecule: messenger RNA, 2556 nt
Organism: Austrofundulus limnaeus
Lineage: Eukaryota; Metazoa; Chordata; Actinopteri; Cyprinodontiformes; Rivulidae
Exons: 16
Coding region: 173-2155 (660 amino acids)
Source: RefSeq, a predicted model, not a curated record
CCUGCCUCAGUGAGAAUUAAACAAACUGAACAAAGUGCUGUGUCAUGGCUUCUCUCAAGGAUUUACAGACUUUUGGAAACCUGGUGUUUGGUGUCUUUUCAAGCCUAAAGAACUAAACUUUCCUGGACGCAGCAUCUCAUAUCUUUUUGUCAGCUGAUUGGUCACCUUCAACAUGUUCCGCCUCCUGCUCUACCUGUCAGCUGUCUUUGCACUGCCAGGUGCUGCUGCAGUGAGAACUGAAGACUCUUCAGAGCUCAACAUCAGCUUGUGUCCUGUCAUGUUUUAUGGACAGACGUACGACCAGUUAUACAUAAACAUAACAAGUGAGAACAUUGCCAUCUGUUUCAACGGCUUUUACAACCCUCAAACCGGAGGAGACUGUUUGCUGGGGCCUAAAGUGGAUAAGGCAUACUUUGAGAUCCAUGAAAGAUCUUCUGUGUUAGAACAACAGAUUCAAGAGAACGUGCCCAACAUCAGGACCAGGAUGAAAUGUUACGUUUACUUUGAACUCUGGUUAAAAGACUCUGUGGCUCAGUUGUCUAUAGGGAGCUUUGGGAGCCAAGCAGCUCUGGAGCUGAAUCUUGUUUUAACUGCUACAGUGGCCAUUGAUAUCCAUGUUAAUAAUAACUCUAUGGACACACUGACAGUUACAAACCCCAGUGAUAAUGCUUAUAAUGCUGAUUAYGCAGACAUAAGUGGCUGCAGAUAUUCAGGUCUGGUUUAUAAACCCGGCUCAGUGUUGAGCUCUAUUCCUGAAACCUGUACCAAUUUCAUGUGUACUGAUACUGCAAUCCUUCAAAACACCACAUGUGGACCCCUGGAGCACUGUCAAGGCAACGGCAGCUGCCAGUUGCAUGCCGUCUGCACUGUGACGGGUCCUUCUGUUAUCGACUUUUACGGCCGGUUGGACUUUGUAAGAGAUCGGUGCGUGUACUCUCUGCUGGAGAUUGCAUCGGUCUCAAACUUCCGGCUGUUAGCUAAAUUCCAGGAGCGUCGACGUAAAAAUGUGAGCUUCCUGGACAGCGUGAAGCUACAGCUGAACAACGUUAGCUUCCACYUGAAACAAGGCGGCAGAGUUCUGGUGGAUGACACAACCCUGGACCUCAGCUUACCGCAGACGGUUGACGGUGUGAUGGUCUCUAAGGACCACACUGGAGUCACUGCCAAAGUGUCACUCUCCAACUUCAUCAUCACUGUCUUCUUUGAYGGCUACACCGSACACAUCCUUGCUGAAGGACCUGGUGGAUCRUCUUUGAAGGGUUUAUGUCAAAACAGCAGUGAACCGAGGAUCCCUGGGAUCAGCCCUGUGGACUGCCAGAYGCAGUAUAACAACACUGAUGACUGUUCGAUCAACUGCACCGAGAUAACCGAACACUGUAACCUCCUGCAGCAGGCACCCUUCACCUCCUGUGCCAUCGACCCAGAACCCUACAUAACGGCCUGCACAGACACUUUGUGCAAAUAUCCCGCAGUGGACGGCCUCAAGUGUCAGUUCCUGACGGCCUACGUCAGAGCCUGCAGCCUGUACAGCAACAACACACUGGAUGGCUGGAAGUCCAAGGCUGAUUGCCCCCUCCCUGAGGCCUUCUGUUGGCACCAAACCUGCAGCGAUCAYGAGUUCUGUGGAGAGAAGAAUCAUUGUGGAGAAACACGUUGCUUCUGUCGGCCAAUCUUUGCUUCCAGCUACAGAGAGAGAAACACUUUAGGUGAUCCGACGGUGUGCAAGAAGAACACUGCUUCUAUCAGUCUGGUCAACUGUCUCCUGGAGGACAACAACAUUGACUACUCCGACUUGCACCUGAACGACCCGACCUGCAGGGGUUGGUUGGACGAGCGGACUCACAUGGUGACCUUCGGCUUUACAGGCAGCAGAUGUGGGACACACAUCAAGCUGAACGACAGCCAGAUCAUCUACCAGAACACCAUCACAGGCCAGAACACCACCUCUGACAUGAUCCUUCACUCUGAUCCGGUCCACAUCGACUUUUUCUGCUACCUGAAUCAGCCAGGCUCCAAAUCUAUGGACUUAUCGUACCAAGGCGUAAUGGCUCCAGGAACAUACAACAGCUCUGUGGAGGAUUCGUUAGGUUCACAACUAAUAACCAGAUUAGAAGAAAGCCAAGAAAUUAUACGAGAUGAAGACGACAAUAUUUAAAGUCAUUAGGUUGGGGGGUGGGGGUAUUGUAAGAUAAUGUAUCAAUAAAAUAAAUUAUGCUAAUUAAAUAAGUUUCACUGCUGCUGAAAAAUCAAAGAAGUUUCCACUGAAACCUUUGAGUCGUAAAGGUGUGAAGACAUGAUGAGAAGCUCGUUGUUCUUGGUCAACUCUUGUGACUUUCUGGGAUCAAACCAGGCAGGUCACAUGCUGCCAAAUAAAAAACUCCUUUCAGGACAUUUUUAAAACUAUAUAUAUAUAAUGUAUACUUAGAUGUAAAGGUAAAUCAGUAUUGUAACCCAAAGAUUUGAGUAAGUAAUAUAUUUAAGGAUUGUCUAUUGUUUUUCUUCAAUAUGCCCAUGAUUAUGUGUUCUUGACAUGUAUGAAGGAUUAAUAAAAACUAA